Messenger RNA from Carica papaya (papaya), 1416 nucleotides. It is a transcript of the gene RDM4, whose product is annotated as RNA-directed DNA methylation 4. Lineage: Eukaryota; Viridiplantae; Streptophyta; Magnoliopsida; Brassicales; Caricaceae. The record is from RefSeq and is a predicted model, not a curated record.
UGGAAACAUUCUAAAACCCCAUCGGAAUUAAAAUCUCUCUUGGCACUUGGCAGUUGCCAACGGAAACCCUACCACCGAAGUCGACCGCUAAACGCCAAGUUUUGUGGUAAUUUUAAUGGCGAUUACAGGUGAAAGCUCCUCUGCUAUGUCAAGAACCGAAAAUGACAAGCCAAUCAUUGUUAGGGUUAAACGCAAAGCAUCGCAGUUUUCGCUCGACGCUUUUUGGCUGGAAAUCAACGAGAGGCCUUUAAAGCGGGCGCUCUUUGAUUUUGAGAAGCUAUCAAUCUCUGAUUCAGUUGUGAUUGAGGAACCGAAAACAAAGAAAGUCCUGGUGCGCCAUGUGGAAACCGUUACUAGCUCUGAGGCCACUAUUGAUGUUUUGGAACAAUUUGUGAAAACUUCCCGUGAUGCAACUGAAGGUAAGAACAAGAGUGAAGAAAGAAGGCUAACUUUCAAAAAGGAUAAUAGACAAGACCAGCUUUUGUCUAAAGCCAGACAACAACAGAAGGUAUUGGCAGAACAUGCUCGUUUUGAGCAAAUAUGGCGGAUCAGAAAGGGAAACAAAGAUAUGAUGCAGGAUAAAGCUCUUGAUGAAAUGUAUCGUUUUUAUGAUGUUGUUCGUGUCGAUGUUGAGGAAAGGUCAAAACAAACUCAAGCACAAGAAGUUACAUCUUUAGAGGAUCAAAGAAUCUUGCAGAGUUACCUGCCUCUCCUGAGAGAGUUUAUACCAAGUGCAGCUGAAGAGAUUGAAUCUGAUAUUCAUGCUCACAUUUCUGGACAAGAUAAUUAUGUAUAUGACUAUUAUACUGUGAAGGAGGAGAUGAAUGUAGACAGUGAUGAUGCUUCACAUGCAUUCCCUCUGGUACAAGUUGAGGAUGAGGAUUUCUACGAUGGGCCUGAUGACUCGGAAUAUGACAGUGAGGAUUCAAACGCUGAGGAUAAUCCAAGAAAUGAUUAUCCAGAGGAGAUAUCUGAAGAUGAAGAAGAUGAGGAAGGGGAAGAAGAGGAAGAGGAAGAGGAAGAGGAGGAGGACGACAAAAAAGGGGAGCAGGAAAGUGAAGCCUUGGAUGAAUCGGAAGAUGGGAGUUUUGGGUGUACAUAUUCAGACUAUGAUGGUUUGGUAUUUGAAGAUGGAAUGAACGACGAUUACUCUGAUGUUUGGUAUGAUCGUGAUGUUGAUGAUUAUGACGGUGGUGAAGGUGAAUAUUGGUGAUAGUCUAAGGAAGUGGAUAUGUUUCUGACCUAUGAAAUGUUAGUGAUGACCUCUUGUAAAUUGCUGUCUAGAGGUGCUCAUGCUGAACUACAGAUUCAUCACGAUGUAUCAUGGUUGCUUUGUGUACAUUCUGAAGGUUUAGAUGAAUAUUUUCCAUUGUUCAUUCUUCGUCAAGUGAGUCAUUUUCUUAGAUGAAUCACUUA